Brassicogethes aeneus is the source of this 684-nucleotide messenger RNA. NCBI's taxonomy places the organism in Eukaryota, Metazoa, Arthropoda, Insecta, Coleoptera, Nitidulidae. The record is from the annotation of a GenBank genome assembly.
AGGGUUUGACAUUAGUCGAUGUAUAGGUUAAGUUGUAUGGAAUAGCAGCAUAAUUUGUUAAAUUUAAAGGAAAAUGUCUGUUUUGGAGAAAUUACAGCAAGGUCCUCGCGAAGGAGUCACCUACCCGUUGUCGCUUGCGUAUUGCGGCAACUGUUCGAUGCCGAUUGAGUAUUGCGAAUAUUACCCGGAAUACGACAAGUGCAAGCAAUGGUUGGAGAGAAACUUGCCUUCGGAGUUCGAGAAGGUGAAAAUCGGCGACGACGGUGGUUCGGUGGAAGAAGAAAAAAAGAGGCAGAAACGGGGCGGAAAGGGCAUGAUUAAAACCAAAAAGAAGGAGGACGGGCCUAAGCAGGUGUGCGUUUCCAGAGCCCCCAGAGGCAAGAAGAAGUCCGUCACUGUGGUUACAGGACUCAGUAGCUUUGAUAUCGAUUUAAAAGUGGCAGCCAAGUUUUUCGGUACCAGAUUUGCAUGUGGUUCUUCUGUCACUGGAGAUGAUGAAAUUGUUAUUCAAGGAGAUGUUAAGGACGAUUUGUUUGAUGUUAUUCCAGAAAAAUGGCCAGAGAUUGAUGAGGAUCUAAUUGAGGAUUUAGGUGACCAAAAACGAUAGACGUUGUUUAGAUAUCCUGUGGCAGUAGGCACAGGAUUUUUGAUAAAUUGUUUUUGUAAAUAAAAUGUGUUGUCACA